UCGUCCUCCUCGUCCUCCCUCCAUCAUCGCCACCACAGCGACCGCGGGGCGAACAGAGAUGAUAAUCCAGCUCCAGCACCACCCCUGUUCCCUGCAGCCGACGCUCCACCUCCCCAAACCCCUCAGUACCCACCACCUCCACUUCCCACCACCCUCCGCCGCCGCCGCCGCCGCCGCCGCCGCUUCCACUUCCACUUCCACCUCGGACUCCGGCCUCCUCUUCCGGGAGAAGCUCCUCUACCUGCAGAGCCUCAACGUCGACCCCCGGAAGGCCCUCCGCCACAACCCGGACUUCCGCUCCUCCCCUCUCUCCGCCCUCCGCUCCGUCGAGUCCUGCCUCGCCUCCUUCGGCAUCCCCCGCCCCGCCCUCGGCCGCGUCCUCGACAUGUUCCCCCAGCUCCUCACCUCCGACCCGGACUCCGACCUCUACCCCGUCUUCGAAUUCCUCCUCCACGAGGCCCUCAUCCCCUUCCCCGACCUCCAGAAGUCCGUCCUCCGCUGCCCCCGCAUCUUGGUCUGCAGCGUCGACGCCCAGCUCCGCCCCACCCUCUCCUUCCUCCGGAGCUUCGGCUUCGUGGGCCGCCGCGCCAUCACCUGCCAGACCACCCUCCUGCUCGUCUCCAGCGUCGAGCGCACCCUCUUGCCCAAGAUCGAGUUCUUGCGGAGCCUCGGGUUCGGGUACGGGGAGGUCUCGAGGAUGGCGAUCAGGUCGCCGGGGCUGCUCACCAUGAGCGUCCAGAACAACAUGAGGCCCAAGGCCGAGUAUUUCUUGCGGGACAUGCGGGGGAACUUGACCGAGCUGAAGCGCUUCCCGCAGUACUUUUCCUUCAGUCUGGAGCGGAAGAUCCGGCCGCGGCAUCAGAUGCUGGAGGAGCACGGGCUUGAGUUGCCCUUGGCCGAGAUGCUCAAGGUCAGCGACGGCGAAUUCGCCGCGAGUCUGAUCGAGAUGCGGUUGCGGAGAGUCGAUGCCCGGGAUCUCGGUCGAUUACGCAUGCGAUCACUUGCACAUAUAGCUGCUAAGAACAAUUUUAAGCGUGGCAUUGAAGCUGGCUGUGGGCGAGUCAUUUGUCGUGAGCAGUGCUGGACUUGGAAGUACAUCAAACUCACUGAUUAGUCCCCUUGGCCUUCUUAAGGAUCUGGGUUGAUUCUGCGCAUGAAGUUGUUCGUCAGCAGUGUCAUCUAUGAAGUGACAUUAAUCCCGCUCGUGUGCUUGUCAGCAUAAGAUGUUUACUUUUCCGCCAAAACACUGAUAACGUUAGAUGUUGCCCUGGUAUCACCAUCUCUCAUUUAUGUAAUGUUAAAUUGCUAGUUAUUCGUUAGCAAGUAUCAUCUAUUUCUGAUGGAUAUAAUCAAUUUGUGGGUUCUUCAUCUGCAAAGACAACCGUGGCCAAACUAUUUAUCUAAAGAUGUCGAGAGUUUUUCAUCUUUACUCACAUUGCGACU
Syzygium oleosum is the source of this 1443-nucleotide messenger RNA. RefSeq names its product transcription termination factor MTEF1, chloroplastic. Bases 59 to 1114 code for a protein of 351 amino acids. Gene Ontology annotation, biological process: regulation of DNA-templated transcription. The record is from RefSeq and is a predicted model, not a curated record. NCBI's taxonomy places the organism in Eukaryota, Viridiplantae, Streptophyta, Magnoliopsida, Myrtales, Myrtaceae. The transcript has 2 exons. Gene Ontology annotation, molecular function: double-stranded DNA binding.